Messenger RNA from Endocarpon pusillum Z07020, 654 nucleotides. RefSeq lists its product as uncharacterized. Lineage: Eukaryota; Fungi; Ascomycota; Eurotiomycetes; Verrucariales; Verrucariaceae. The record is from RefSeq and is a predicted model, not a curated record. Gene Ontology annotation, biological process: secondary metabolite biosynthetic process. The transcript has 2 exons. Bases 1 to 654 code for a protein of 217 amino acids.
AUGAGCUUGAUUGACCCUAGGGUCAAGGAAGGGUUUGAUAGAGGAUCGACCACAAAUGCCUCCGACGAGAAAAGGGGUUGCCGGUUUGACUUCCGAUAUGGUAUGGACUCGAAGAACCGGGGAGCGGGACAAUGGUUUCACAGCGUACAUGCGGCGGGGACAGGGCAGAACAGCGUCCACCGAGCGCAUUUUCUCGACGAAUUGGUCAAGCUGAUCCCAAAAGAGAACGUCUCGUUCGGAGAGAAGGUAGACGAGGUCGAACAGACGGAAGAUGAAGUCAAAAUCACAUUCCAAGAUGGCUCCAUUGCAACAGCUUCCGCAAUAGUCGGCUCCAUGGAGAGGGCUGUCAGUCUGCUUGGACACGAACUAGCCCAAAAUAGCCAAAUGUAUUGUGGCUAUGGCGGCCAUGUCUUGACCUUUCCAAUCGAAAAGGGCAAGACGAUGAAUGUUGUGGCAUCUCAAUCAAAGCCGGACGGUAAGUGGGAGGACGAGCGAUGGGUAUUGCCGAUGGAGAAUGGGGCCAUGGAGGCUGACUUCGAACACUGGGGCGGUAGCGUCAAGAACAUACUCAGUCUGAUGAGAAGUCAGACGUGUGGGCAUUUUUUGACCAUCUCCCGGCUCGGACAUACUGCGAGGGUCGGAUCUGCCUUCUAG